UAAUAUCCCAUGAUUGAGCGCUUGCACACCAGCGGUCCAUAAUAGACGCGUGUCGGUUGCCCCAAAUCGGGGCGCGAUGAAGAUCCGCAGCGACCCUCGCGCGACCAGCGACUAAGCGCGUCGCUGCGACACUCUGCGGUCCAUGUAGGUAUCGUGUAUAGGUCAUAUGCAUACAUCACCCACAUUCACCACUCCGUAGCAAAGUUCUGCCAGUUCGCGAGGUCCUUGCUCGUCAGACCUCGCUCUUGUCGUGUGGAUGCUUCUUUCAAUGACUUUAGAUGAUGCUCGAAUAACAUUCGAGUUGCACUAGAGACAACUGACCCCUUUGAGACCCGAUUGGGGCUUGCGCCAACAAACCAAGUAGCGCGGUAUGGACACAACCUGAGAGUUGUUGCUAUUAUGUCUUACAAUGAUGCGCAUGGCUAGCGCCACUGGGCGUCGUCAGAGCGAGGGCGCACUUUAGCGCGACGCCUCGACCUCUCUGAUACUUUCAGUGGUCCUAGCAGCAACGCUUGGCUUAAGUAGACGCGACUGCGUGCGAAAGUCUAGCGACUGCGCAGAGGAGCUGCGGCACCCAGUUUUGGUCGUGGGCUUUCCACGUCCGGUGUUAGUGCUCAAGCCCGAGCAAGAGGAGACCGGAAGUAAGAAGGAUUAUUCAGCUGGCGAAGCGAAGUCGGGUAUGAUGAUGAAUGGCGCGGACAUUCUGGCCUCCGCCGACCUCGGCGACCUCAUCGGUGAAGUGCAGUCACUGCUCACGGAGGUCACGUCCGCGGAGCGGCUCCCCAAAUUCGCACACAACCCCUCCUCCAGCCGCCGAGCUUUGGACGCUGCAACCCAGCAGCCUGCAUGUGUACUGGCGGAUGCCGUGGUGACGUCAGGAUUGGCUGUCCCCGUCUCGCGUGCCCCGCAUGGCGAGCUGUUGCUGCUUGGGGGUUGCGACACGACAGCCGCAGUGAAGGCGCAGUACGGUGUGGGCAGCCACGGCAUACAACUAGCCGCGAGCGCGGAGAGCUCUCAGGCUAGUGGAGGCGAGGAAGAGGAGGACGGCGAUGAUGAGGAAGAGGAUGCUGCCCUGAUGGCGACAGCAGCGGACGAGGAGGCUGCCAUGAUUACUGGCUCACGAAACGAGGAGGUGGCGGAGCUGCAGCUGGCGCUGCAGCAGUCGUCCUCCGCACUGCGGGCCUCGCAGGCGCAGCUUCAGAUCUUGUCCUCUCAUGUGGAGGAGCUGCAGUCGCAGCUGGAGGCGGAGUGCGAGGCGGUGGUCGCGGCGGUGCAGGGGCAGCUGCAGGAAGCCGCCAGCACGCACAGCGCAACCGUGGCAGCGCUGCAGGGCCAGCUCGCGGCACAGGCGGACGAGCACCGGGCGUUGCUGCGCCGGCUGAGGGAGGCGCAGCGGCGGGAGCUGGUGCUGGAUAGGCUGCAGGCGGAGCUGCAGCCGGUGUCGCCCACCAUCGCGGCCGCGACGCCCUUCGCCGACACCGCCGCCGCCUGCUGCGCGCUUGACGCAGCCGACGCAGAAGCUCGCGGCAGCGCCGGCGGCGCUCUCCGCAGGCGCAGUGGCAGCAGCGCUGGGGACGACGCUGUGGCCGCCUCCCCCUCCGCCACCGCCGAGUCGUCGUCACUGCUGACCGCCGUGCGGUCCAUGAAAAUGACGCUCGACGAGCAGCGACAGCGCGCCGCGGCGGCUGAGGCUGAGGCGGGCGCAUGGCGGGCGGCCGCCGUCAAGGCUGCUGCGGAUGUGGCGGUGCAAUCGGCAACCGUACGGCAGGCUAUGGCAGCGGCAACGGCGGCGCUGGCGGCGGCGCGGCAGCAGGAGGCGGCAACGGCGGCGGUGAUGGAGGAGCGCGAGGUCCUGGUGGUGGAGGUGGAGCAGCGGCAGGAGCAAGUGGCGGAGCUGACGGCGGUGGGCGCGGAGCUGGGGCAGCAGGUGUCGCGGCUGGGGUCGGAGGUGGCAUCGCUGGCGGUAACCAACAGCACGCUGCAGAACGAGUUGCUGCAUAUUGGCGGCCGGCAGCGCACGCUGGUGGCAGAGGUCGCCGCGCUGCAGGCCGAGCUGACGGAGGCGCGGCAGCAGGCCGCGGCGGAGAAGCAGCGUGCAGCAGAUGGCGCCGCCGCCGCCUCUGAGGCGGCGGCGAAGGCCGCCGCGGCGGCGGCUGCGCAGGCUCACGCCGCGGAGGCGACGCAGCGCCAGCUGCGGGCGGCGCUGGCUGCAGAGGAGGCAGCUGCGGCGGAGCAGCGUCGGCAGCUGGAAUCGCUCCGGUCGCAGCUGUCAAGCGCGUUGGUGGGCGUGGAAACGGCGGAGGCGCCGCGGAGUCGCUGCUCUGCAGCGUCGGAGGUGGCACUGGGAGAGGCACUGGCGGCGUGCCGGGCUCUGGCAUCGCGCGAGGCGGUUCUGGAAUCCCAGGUUACGGUUCUACGAAGCGAGCUGGAGGCGCAGCGGCAGCAGCUGUUGGCGCAGCGGGACGCCGCGGCGGCAGACGCCAGGGCUGCGGCAGUUGCGGCUGCAGGGCAAGCUGCUGAGGCCGCCGCACUCUCCGCCUGCGUCGCUGAGCUGCGCACACAGCUGGCACAAGCAGAGGUGGCACGUGACACGGCAACGGCGGCGCUGGACGCUGGACGCGCGUUUCACGCGUCUGAGGCGGCGCGGACAGCGGACGCACUGGCGGCGGCAGAGGCGGCGGCGGCAGAGUACAAGCGACAGCUAGCAGCGACGCUGGCCGAUGCUGCGGCGGAGCGGGAGCAGCUGAAAGCUGAGCAGGGUGCAGAGCUGGCGGCAGCGCGGAGGCGGUUAGCGGAGGCCGAGGUGGCUUCGGCGGAGGCGCGCCAGCGGCUGGCGACGGCGGACGCCAAGCAGCAGGAGCUGGCAGCGCAGCUCGUAGCGGCGGAGGCGGCGCGGGGCAAUGCAGUGGCAGUGCUGGAGCAGCAGCUGGCGGCGGCGCGGCAGCGGUGCUGCGAGCAUGAGGCUGAGUCCGCGGCGGCGCAGGCCGCAGCCGCAGCCGCGUCGCUGGCAGCGGCGGCCGAGGCCGAGCAGCGGCUGGCUGAACUGCAAGCAGAGGUAGAUGCGCACUCGGCAGCCGCAGCAAGCGCGCUCAAGGCGUCGCAGGAUGCGCGUGCGGCGGAGGCGGCCGAGGCAGCAGAGCUGCGGGCUCAGCUCGCAGAGCAGUUGGGGGCUGCGCGGGCGGAGCUGGAGACAGCGCAGGCCAAGCUGGCAGUCAUGGAGGUAGAGGCCGGCGGGCUGCGCUCGCAGCUGGCGUCAGCGGACGAGGCACGGGCGCGCCUGGCGGACCGGCUGGCUGCAAUGGACGGCGCGCGGCGUCACGCGGAGGCGGAGGCUGCCGCAGCAGCUGCUGUGGCCGCGGCGGCGCACCCUGCGCUCAUAUUGUCCCAUUCGACAUGGUGCGCCACGGCGGCCCGCGAGGACCACCACGCCACCGCGCCCGUGGCUGCAAGGAGUGCGCAUGUGGUAGCAGCUGGCCUGCUGCGGUCGCCAGCCCCUUCAGGUGACGUCCCACCACUUUGGGCAGCCUCCAGCACCACGUCUACGGCUACUCCGCCGCCGGGUGACGCUCUUGGUUGCGAGGGCGAGGCUAUGCCUGCAUCAUUCCCGGCGGUGGGGGUGCUGGCGUCCGCGUUAAGGGAAUUGAGCGCGGCCCUGGAGUCGGAGCGGGCCGCCGCGGCCGCGCGCGGCAUCACACUGCGUGCGGUGCUGGCGGCGGAGAGGGCCGAGGCGGCAUCGCUGCGGACAGCAGCGCGUGCUGGGCCAACGGCGAAGGCCGAUGGCGUGCAUGCAGGAGCGAUGGCGGCAACGCCGGACUCCAAGUUCCGUGGGGGGCUGGAGUCGGGUGGCUCCUUCAACGUGACCACGGUGGUGUGGGAGGCCAUGCCUGGUGCCGCAGCCAUCUCUGCCACGGACAGUCCAGGCGUGAACUCCCGCGAAAGCCGGAACAGCGGCGCGCCUGCGGUCGCCUGUGGUUCCUGCUCUGGCUCUCCUUCCGCAGCCAACAAGUCCUGCGUGCCGCAAACCUCCUUGGGGCAGGCCGCCCCAGACGCUGACUUGGCGGAUGCCUCGCCUCAGCACGAGCCGGCGGCGUGGAUGACGAAUGCGGCUUUCGGCGGCCUGCCAACCACGGUGUCAGCGGAGGCACAGAUGGGUGAUAUGGUGGAGACCAUCGCGGCCCUGAAAGCAGAGCUGGCGGCGGCGCAGGCGGCGCUGGCGGCGGAGAAGCGGCCGGCGUCUGGUUCGAGCGGCGGGAGCAGCGGCGCGGGACUGGUCGUGGCGCUGGGCACGGCUGCGCUGCCAGGCGGUGCGGAGGCGGACGAGGUAGACACGCACCACCUGCCCAUGACACCGCCACCCGGCGGUGCAGCGCCCGCAGCAGGCGUGGCUAGCGCCACCACGCCGCUGGUGAGCACCGCCCGCUCCGCUGGCACUGCCCCCUCCCAGUCGCCCUUCGCGGCGGCCGCGGACGCCGCCGCCGCGGCCAUAGCGGGCGAUGAUGCUGAGUCCCAGGCGGCGGCGCUGGCUGCCCGCGCCAUCACGCAGCGCGCUCUGCGCAGCGCUGAGAGUGCCGAGCUUAGCCGCCGCCUGGAGGCGCACCAGUCGGCCGAGCGCGGCGUGCGGGCUCGCCUGUCCACCCUCCUGGCAGCCCACGGGCGGCUCAGCGGCGAGGUGGACGCGCUGCGCGCCUCGCGCGACGAGCUCGCGACCGAGAUCCGCCCGGCGAGGGCCCGAGCGGAGAGGCUGUGGGCCGACAACGCGGCCCUUCGGCAGCGCGCGGAGCAGCUGGAGGGCCGCGUGAAGGAGCUGGAGUCGGAGCUGCGGGCCGCCCGCACCGCGGCGGAGGAGCGCGUCGCCGGCGCGUCAGCGGCGGCGUCAGCCGCUGCUUUGGCAAUGCAGGAGCUGCGCGUGGAGCUGCGCGCAGCUCGGUUGGACCGGGCCAAGCUGCAGGAGCAGCUGACGGCGGUGACGGCGCAGACGGGCACGGUGCAGCGCGCGGCGGAGGAGCUGUGCGGAAGCCUACGCAAGGCGCAGCGCGACCUGGAGGAGCAGCGGGCGGCGGUUGCGCGCGCGCGCGCCGAGGCAGCGGAGGCGAAGCGGCAGCUGGCGCUGAUGCAGCAGCUGCAGCAGCGGCUUGAGGCAGAGGUUGCAGAGCGGGGCCGCCGGUCCGCGGAGGUGGCGGCGGCGGUGGAGGCGGCUGCGCCAGCUGCGGCUUCGUCCGCAAAGAAGGGCGCCGCUGCUGGAGAGGUUGCAGCGCACCCUGCUGCGCCGGCGGAGGCUGUUAGCGGCGCUGCGAGCACUUGCAGCAGCGUCGGUGAGGACGUGCAGGGCGGCAGUAGCAGCAGUAGCAGCGGCGGCGGUGGCUCCAGCGGCACUGACGAGGGCAUUGCCUCAGCAGAGGCAGCGGGGGCUGUGACUGUGAAGGCGCCGGCGCCGCCGGCGCUGCUGACAGCAUUCUCCCACGCGGCCUCGGAGCCCUCCGGCUCGGCUCCUGCACCCUCGCCCGCGGCCUCAACUCUGGCUGGCUCGCCGCAGCAGCACCAGCCUAGCCCCUACUCCCGCUCGCUGCCGCCUUUGUCUCCCAUUUCCCCCGGCGGUCUGCUGUCGCCGCUGGGCGCGCUGCCGCCCACGGCACCCCGCGCAACGGGCCGCACCUCCUUCUCCAUGCGCCGCGGCAGCACGGAGCUCAACGUGCUGGUGGAGGAGGAGCGGGAGGGCUCUGGCGCUGACGACGACGACGAGGCUCAUGGGCAGGACCAGGCCCAGCGCCGCAGUGGCGAGCAGCAGGGCGGCGAGGAUGUCACCAGCGGCGGCUCGCUGGCGCGCACCAGUGUCGGCCGGCCUCUCUCUCCAACAACGCGCUUGGCUGACAAGCCGCCCGCGCCACCGUCGCUGCCCACGCCGCCAGCCGACCCGCUGGCGGUGCUGAAUCGCACCUCGGCGUCCUGCAGCGCUUCAGCUACCAAGUCCGAGCCCGACGUGCGGCUGUUCGAUAACCCCGUCUUCACCGCCGUGGAGGCCGCGGCGGUGUCCCUGGCGGCAGAUGACGGCAGCGCCGCCGGUGACCGGCCCUUGGCCCGUACCUCUGGCGGUGGCUACAUUUGCACCUCAUCACGGCCGCAGCUGGUGCGCGCUCGCACCCUGGAGCCGCCGGCAGCUGCCGGGGUCGCCUACCCCUCCCGCAACUACACCUCAGGCUUCGCGUCCGCCUCCCAGGUGGCCUUCGGCCGCAUCUCCUCGGACGGCGGCUCCGUUGCCGCCACUGCGGCCACGCUGGUCGCGCCGCGCGUAGGCAGCGCCAGCAGCCGCCUGCCACGGUGGCCGCCGCCUGCGCCGCUGGAGGCGGGUGCAGGCGCCGGCCUGGACAUGGGGCUGGAGUCGGCGGACGCAUCUCGCCGGAGCAGCACCAGCGGCAUGAGCAGCGCGACUGCCGGCGGCUCCGCUGACGUCAACGGUGGGGGCGAGCACUUGGUGCCGGUUAGCAGGGGCAGUACCAUGGUACGACUGUACCGCAAGCUGAGUAAGAGGAUCUCCUUUGGCGGCUCCAGCAAGGAUUGAAGUGACACGACGAGUGGAGCUGAGAUCUGGCCCUGGAAGACCGGUCGCAGCGCCUCGUGUUGGCGGACAGAAGGCUGGCGGUGACAAAGGGCGACCGGCGCUUGGCUGGGAUGGCUGGCGAAGAGGUGCGCGGCUCAUGCGUCGAUUCACAUUAUGACGGCGCGCCGAGAGUGGCGCAUGCAGGCGCAGGUCAGCGUAGCAGUGCAAAACAAGAGCAGGAGGAGCAGCACAACAAGUUGGUAGAAGCGAGCAGCAGGCCGGCAGCGAACACAAACAGCUGCCGUAUGAGAGCGCUGCGGAGGCACGCAGGCCGCAUGGAACAAGCGCCUGGCGUGUCUCAUUACAGUCAGCAGCCGGCAGAGCACGGGCAUUCCGCAGGGCAGCGUGUGACUCAGGUUUGCGAUGCGCUAGGCCUUGCAGGAUUGGCAUACGUGGUAAGAGAAGCAGCAGCGACGCGCAGGGCCCAGCACUGCAGUACAUGCAACGCGAGAGGGCUGUACAUCCCGGGAUGCGGGCGUGCGGGAGGGAGAGAUCGGGAAAUUAUUUCGCAGUACAGAUGAUUGGGCCCGCAAUGUAUGGGCUUCGGAGAGAAGUACAUCUUACUAUUGGGAGCACGCGAAUGCUGAGACAACAAGACGGGACGGAGAUGGCUAUGGAUUGCAGUUUGGCGAUUGAAGAUAAGACAUGACAGACCAUGAAACUAUGUGUGGACGCUGGAUAGGAAAAUGUUGCAGUUGCAGUUGUGGUGACAGUUGGCCGCACAUUCCAGGUUAAUGCGCAAAUCCUGGGGAUGUGGGGGUUGUUGCGGUUGAUAAACCGAGUGGGAGUUCCCUGGCGGCACGCACUGACGGCUGGAGGAGUAGGCAGACAGACGAGCAUGGGCAGGCAGGUAGUCAUAGAGCGCGGCAUGCGUGAAUGCCAGCGCGGCCCAUGGAGGCAGGUCGGGCACAGCAGGAGAGGCAUAGGUACAACGGCAAGAGGCUGUGUGUGGUAAUAAUGUGAAUACGCGGUGCAUUAGGAGAGCCUGGAAGCGGCACAUUGUGCGGUUGUCACUGGGGAAUUUUAUUAUCACAUGGAAGAGUUGGCGCUGCAGUUGCACGAUGCAGACGAAGCAGGCUCGACUGAAUUCGCGGGUGCGGGUAGUACGUAUAUAAAUAUGUUCUGUUACAAGUUCGUACGCUAUUUGCAUGCCAGCGUGUGGGGCUGUUGAGUGCUUUGCAGCCUAAGGCACGUUAGGGUGUCUGUUAUGCCUGGUAAUAUCGCAAUUGAGUGCAUUAAUGUGCCUGCCGUGCGCUGCCAACAAGGCACAACAGCGGAAUACAGCGUACUGCAGGGCCGAAGGGGAACCCCUGGCGUACUGAAGCUGCGGCGCCCCUGGUGGCACCCCCAAGAGCCAAAGGGUCGCGGGUCAGGGGGCUCAGACCUGGUUC
Chlamydomonas reinhardtii is the source of this 7986-nucleotide messenger RNA. RefSeq lists its product as uncharacterized. Gene Ontology annotation, molecular function: small GTPase binding. Gene Ontology annotation, biological process: Golgi organization; endoplasmic reticulum to Golgi vesicle-mediated transport. The transcript has 8 exons. Bases 683 to 6556 code for a protein of 1957 amino acids. Gene Ontology annotation, cellular component: Golgi apparatus. The record is from RefSeq and is a predicted model, not a curated record. NCBI's taxonomy places the organism in Eukaryota, Viridiplantae, Chlorophyta, Chlorophyceae, Chlamydomonadales, Chlamydomonadaceae.